Molecule: messenger RNA, 1428 nt
Organism: Lachancea sp. 'fantastica'
Lineage: Eukaryota; Fungi; Ascomycota; Saccharomycetes; Saccharomycetales; Saccharomycetaceae
Source: the annotation of a GenBank genome assembly
AUGUUCAAUUCUGGUAGAUCGAGUUCUGCUGCAGCAGGAAGCGGCAUAGGCGGAAGCUCUUUGUUUGGGCAGAGCAAACCAGCUGGUGGUGGGCUUUUUGGGCAACAAAACCAGCAAGGCCAGAGUGGGGGGCUUUUUGGCCAAGGUGCGCCCCAAAAACCAGCGACGAGUCUUUCUGGGACCAGCGGUGGUCUAUUUGGUCAAAACACACAAAAUACGGGCGCAACAGGUCAAAACACGGGAGGAACAGGGUUGUUUGGACAGAGCGGCCAAAAUAACACGGGUGGUGGCCUGUUUGGACAACAGGGCAACGCUCCAGCCGCUUCGAACACAACCAACACGGGAGGUGGACUAUUUGGCCAGAACACUGCUAACUCUUCUGGCGGUUUGUUUGGACAAAACAAUCAAAACACCAACGCCAAUUCUUCGUCAGGUGGGCUUUUCGGGCAAAACACAAAUGCUUCCACUGGAACGUCUGGAGGUCUUUUUGGAGCAAAGCCCACCGGCUUCGGAAAUUCGUCAGCGGCACCAUCUGGAGGACUUUUCGGCAAUAAUGCCGCCAACACCACCAGUGGCAGUACGAGCGGUGGGCUUUUUGGUAACUCUACCGUUGGACAAAACACCUCGGGGGGACUUUUUGGCAACAGCAACAAUGCACCACAAGCAUCGUCCGGGGGUCUUUUCGGAAGCAAACCUGCAGGUACUUCCCUCUUCAAUAACACGAAUUCCAACAACGCUCUACAACCGCCAAUGCAAGCACAGCCCGCUUUACAAACACUAUCGCAGCUGCCGAUCAACCCAAUGACACGUGUUGCAGACCUACCGCCUCAAAUUCGUCAGGAAAUUGAGCAAUUAGACCAAUACGUUCAACGCCAAGUUGCCAUCUCUCAGCAUCUAAAGGCCGAUUUCGACGACCACAUAGAACUGAUCCGGUCCAUUCCACGCGACAUCAAAUACCUGCAAACCACGCAUUCAGUCACACAUCAGUCCCUGAUGCAGGAUUUGCGCAAGAUAACAGGCAUCAAAGACACGAUAGACCAAAACAUGACAGAUUCACAAACGUUUUCCACAAUUUUCCAACAACUAAUAACACCUGGGUCCAAAAUCUCUUCCAUCGAGCUCGAUAAGUUCUUCCAAGACAAGAUCCAGCAAUACAAACACAAAUUGGACGAAUAUUUCAACGUGCUCUCCGAUAUCGAGAGUGCUGUUCAAGGCAUAGAACGCGAUAUGUUCGGAGCUACUUCCACCGAUGGUGGUGCGGACUCUGGUGCUGAUGGUACCAACUGGAAAACUGGCAUCAACGCGAUUGUCUCUACAGUGCUCGAGGAAUUCGAACUUUUCAUGGACAUGGCAGAACGUGUAGCCGAGCUGCACCAAAAGGUCAAGGAGUUCUACGGAGCUCCAAAGGCGUCUGUGGUGAAGGUAUAA